Trichobilharzia szidati is the source of this 1294-nucleotide messenger RNA. NCBI's taxonomy places the organism in Eukaryota, Metazoa, Platyhelminthes, Trematoda, Strigeidida, Schistosomatidae. The record is from the annotation of a GenBank genome assembly.
GGCCAUUCAUGGAGGUGAUACGAAGUGACUUCGUUACACGGGUGUACCCAAGCUGAGUUAUUGCAGACUAUAGUGAGUUAACGCCAAAUACUGCUGAUUUUGAAGAAAAUAUAAUGCAAACAUAAAGUCGUUUUGCUGAAUCGUGAAUGCUCAUUAUACUAUGUUGAGCAUCUUGUUUCGCCUAACUUUUUCUGCCUAAAGUUUUUUUUGCUGACAAGUAUGUUUUUUAUUUCAUAGGUGUCAAGUACAAAAAUGAGCUUCAAUAAUGGAUUGUCUGAAAAUAUUUCUCAACUAAUUUCUCCGACAAUUACUGAAGAUGAGUUGGAAUUUCUCAAACAACUUCCGAGAGAACCUUUGUUAAGUAAGCCAUCUGCUAAAGAUGGUGCUACUCUCAAUUUACUAAAGCAUGCUGAGUCUGAAGUUUUUCGGCUAUUCCGCAAGCAAGAAUAUUUUAGGAAAGCAUACAACGAUACACUUGAUCGUAUGAAUAGUUUAGCUAAUAUUCUACCGUCCUAUGCUCUCGAUAAUAUAAACACUCCGUUGCAUCCUAAAGAUAAGACCAAUGAUGAAGAAGAUGAAAGUGAUAUUUCGCUUGAUCCGGAAUAUGUUAAUUUUAUGAUGAAAACUCUACAUCAUCGUCAAACUCGUGAUAAUGUUGCAGUGAAUUCACAGGCUUUGGAGAAAAUGUUGAAACCACCUCCUAAAACCGAUAAAACUGACGACAUGGAGUCGAUUGCCGCUCAAAUUCAAAUGUGUGAAACUUCUUUAUUACACUAUGUGAAAUUUUUAUCGCCUUGUGUUGAUUCACCGAUAUGGCCUGUUUUACCUUUAAGCUCAAAUUUGUAAAUCUGAGUUGAUUUCCUCUAUGUAAAUUCGUAUCAUAUUCCAGAAACUGUCAGAUUAUCUACUUCAUACUUUUUCUAUUGAUACAUAUAUGGAUCGCUUGUUAAAAUCUCUGUUCUCUUUGUUGAGUGUUCAACAACGCUAAUCACUUGGUAGUGACCAAUGUCAAACGUCUGGUCCUUAGAUUGGCUAAGACAAAAUUCUAUCAGUCGAGUUUACAAUGUGGUCACCAUGCUAAGUAACUCGUCAUCUCGGUGCACACUGAAAUGAUGUUAGAUACUUGGAGAUAAUCAACAUGAAGCCUUGGAUCUAGAAUUCGUAUCUGUUGGUACUCACUAGGCAGGCGGGUUUUGAUUCAUCAUUGUCUUCACUCCUUAAAUGUCUUUUCAUAGAGGCUUUCGGGUAAUUAUUCGACUCAAAAGUAAGCCGAACCAAUUUUAGUCCCCUGUUG